CACAUGCUGAUGAGUCCCCUCCUCCUGGACCUCGGGGCUGGGAAACUUUUUUUGUCAGCUCCCUGCAGCUCAGAAUUGAGGCAAAUACACUCCAGCAAACACCAUGCUGAUCAAACCUUCAGCUCUUGGAGGCUUUUUGUAUUUUCUCCUCCUGCCUGGUUUCUCCUGCUCGUGCCCCAGCCGCUGCCUGUGCUUCAGGACUACAGUAAGAUGCAUGCAUCUGAUGCUGGAAACCAUCCCCGAGGUCCCGCCCCAGACAAACAUUCUAGAUUUGCGCUUCAACCACAUCAAGGAGAUACAACCUGGAGCCUUCAGAAGACUGAAGAACCUCAACACACUGCUGCUGAACAAUAACCAGAUAAAACAAAUCGUGAGAAGAUCCUUUGAAGAUCUGGAAAACCUGAAAUACCUCUACCUUUAUAAAAAUGAAAUCCAGAGCAUCCAGCAACAUGCCUUCCACGGGCUGCACUCCCUGGAGCAGCUGUACCUGCAUUUCAACAACCUGGAAAGUCUGGAGCUGGAGACUUUUAGUGACCUGCCUAAACUUGAAAGGCUAUUCUUGCACAACAACAAGAUUUCCAGGAUUCAUCCAGGGACAUUCUCUCAACUGGAAUCCCUCAAACGGCUGAGGCUGGACUCCAACUCCCUGUUCUGUGGCUGUGAGCUGCUGUGGCUGGCAGAGCUGCUGAAGAAAUACGCGGAGCAGGGCAGCAUCCAGACCGCGGCCACCUGCGAGGCUCCGCGCCACCUGCACGGCCGCUCCAUCGUCACCCUGACCGCGCAGGAGGUCAACUGCGAGAGGCCUCGAAUAACCUCAGAACCGCACGACGUCGAUGUGCUCUUGGGAAACACAGUUUAUUUCACCUGCAGGGCAGAAGGCAACCCAAAACCUGCCAUUAUUUGGCUGCACAACAAUAAUGAGAUUGACAUGAAAGAUGACAACCGCCUGAACCUGUUGCAAGAUGGUACCUUGAUGAUCCAGAACACCAAGGAGUCGGACAAAGGCGUCUACCAGUGCAUGGCCAAGAACAUUGCUGGGGAGGUGAAGACACAGGAAGUUGUGCUGCGCUACUUUGGCACCCCAUCCAAGCCCUCUUUUGUGAUCCAGCCACAGAACACUGAAGUACUGAUUGGGGAAAGUGUCACCCUGGAGUGUGGGGUCUCUGGGCAUCCCCCUCCUCGCAUCAGCUGGACCCUUGGCACGGGCUCCCCUUUGCCACAGGAUUCCCAUUUCACCAUCACCAGCUCUGGAGGGCUCUUCAUUCAGAACGUCACCUUCUCGGACCAGGGGCAGUACAACUGCAAUGCCAGCAACUCCGAGGGAUCCAUCCAGGCCACAGCAAGGAUCAUAGUGCAAGAUUCUCCCAGGUUUCUCGUCAUUCCCACGGAUCAGACAGUAACUGAGGGACAAAGCGUGGAUUUCCCCUGCUCUGCUGAGGGUCACCCUCCACCAGUGAUUACCUGGACAAGGGCAGGUGGGCCCUUGCCGAGUGACCGGCGGCACAGCGUCCUGUCCACGGGCACGCUGCGGGUGGGCCGGGUGGCCCUGCACGACCGCGGGCAGUACGAGUGCCACGCCAUCAGCGCCAUCGGCGUCGCCACCCGCGCCGCGCAGCUCUCGGUCACCCCGCGAGUGAUCCCGGUGUUCCUCCGUCCCCCCCAGGACCUGGUGGCAGAGACAGGCCAGGACGUUGCCAUUUCCUGCGCUGCCCAGGGGGACCCUCGGCCCACCAUAACCUGGGUCAAGGAGGGCAUCCAGAUCACAGAGAGUGGCAAGUUCCACAUCAGCCAGGAUGGGACCCUCUCCAUUCAGGACCUGGGUGUGGCUGACCAGGGCAGAUACGAGUGCAUAGCAAGGAACCCCUUUGGCUUCACCUCCAGUGCCAUGCAGCUCACCAUCACCGCCACGGAUGUGGGUCGGAGCGGGGACACGUUUGUGGCCACGUCGCUGCGCGAGGCCAUCAGCAGCGUGGACCACGCCAUCAACUCCACACGCACCGAGCUCUUCAGCAAGCGCCCCAAGACUCCCAAUGACCUCCUGGCUCUGUUCCGCUACCCAAGGGACCCCUACACCAUCGAAACAGCCAGGGCAGGGGAGAUCUUUGAAAGGACCCUGCAGCUGAUUCAGGAACAUGUGCAGCAAGGGCUGAUUGUGGACAUGAAUGUCACAGGCUAUCGCUACAAUGACCUGGUGUCCCCUCACUACCUGACCAUGAUCGCCAACCUGUCGGGCUGCUCUGCCCACCGCCGCACGCCCAACUGCUCCGACAUCUGCUUCCACAAGAAGUACAGGACCCACGACGGCUCUUGUAACAACCUCCAGCACCCCAUGUGGGGUGCAUCCCUCACAGCCUUCCAGAGGCUCCUCAAACCAGCCUACCAGAAUGGAUUUAACCUCCCCCGAGGGUUUUCCUUGGCAGAAGACGCCAGGGACCUGCCCCUUCCUCUGCCUCGCCUUGUCUCCACUGCCAUGAUCGGGACAGAGACCAUCACCCCUGAUGACCAGUUCACACACAUGCUCAUGCAGUGGGGCCAGUUCCUGGACCACGACAUGGACCAGACGGUGGCAGCCAUCAGCAUGUCCCGUUUCUCAGACGGAGCCCCUUGCAGCGAGGUGUGCAGCAAUGACCCUCCCUGCUUCUCCAUCACGGUCCCUGCCAACGACCCCCGUGUGCGGAACGGGCGCUGCAUGUUCUUUGUGCGCUCCAGCCCCGUGUGUGGCAGCGGGAUGACCUCUCUGCUGAUGAACUCUGUCUAUGCCAGGGAGCAGAUCAACCACCUGACAUCCUACAUCGACGCCUCCAACGUUUACGGCAGCACGGAGCAGGAAUCGCGGGAGCUGCGGGAUCUGGGCGGACAGAAAGGGCUGCUGAAGCGAGGGCCAGUUGUACCCAGCUCGGGCAAGCACCUCCUUCCCUUUGCCGUGGGGCCACCCACGGAGUGCAUGAGGGAUGAGAAUGAGAGCCCCGUGCCGUGCUUCCUGGCAGGAGACCACCGUGCCAACGAGCAGCUGGGGCUCACGGCCAUGCACACGCUGUGGUUCAGGGAGCACAACCGCGUUGCCGCUGAGCUGGCUGCCCUCAACCCGCACUGGGACGGGGACCUCCUGUACCACGAGGCGCGGAAGAUUGUGGGUGCCCAGAUGCAGCACAUCACCUAUGCCCAGUGGCUGCCCAAGGUCCUCGGGGAGGCUGGGAUGAAGAUGCUGGGUGAGUACAAAGGCUACGACCCCAACGUCAACGCGGGGAUUCUCAACGCCUUUGCCACGGCCGCUUUUCGCUUUGGGCACACCUUGAUCAAUCCCAUCCUGUACCGGCUGAACGAGACCUUCCAGCCCAUCCGACAAGGCCACAUCCCCCUGCACAAGGCCUUCUUCUCCCCUUUCAGGAUCAUGCAGGAGGGGGGGAUUGACCCCCUCCUCCGUGGGCUGUUUGGGGUUCCUGGGAAAAUGCGGGUGCCCUCUGAACUCCUGAACAUGGAGCUGACAGAGAAACUCUUCUCCAUGGCACACUCUGUGUCGCUGGACUUGGCUGCUAUCAACAUCCAGAGAGGGCGAGACCACGGCAUCCCACCCUACAACGACUUCAGGGUCUACUGCAACCUCUCCUCUGCGCCGGAGUUUGAGGACCUCCGAAAUGAGAUAAAGAACUUGGAGAUCAGAGAAAAGCUCAGGAGUUUAUAUGGAACUACCAAAAAUAUUGACCUGUUUCCAGCACUUAUGGUGGAGGAUCUUGUCCCUGGGACCAGAGUGGGACCAACACUGAUGUGCCUGUUAACAACUCAGUUCAGAAGGCUGAGGGAUGGAGACAGAUUCUGGUAUGAGAACCCUGGAGUCUUCACGCCGGCACAGCUGACUCAGAUCAGACAGGCGUCCCUGGCUCGUGUCAUCUGUGACAACAGUGACCACAUCCAGCAGCUGCAGAGAGAUGUGUUCCAGGUGGCAUCAUACCUGCAGGGCAUGGUCAGCUGCGAGGAGAUUCCUGCCGUGGACCUCCGCCUGUGGCAGGACUGUUGUGAGGACUGCCGGACACGAGGGCAAUUCAGGGCUCUUUCGCAGCGGUUCCGAAGCAAGAGGUCACCUGGCUUCAGCUACCCGGAGGAAAACCCUGCAAAGCACAAGCCUGCCUCGCCCAGAGACGAGGCACCUUCUCCAAGCUCUUCCUCCAGAGAGAAUCUUGAGUCCCUUGUGGCUGAACUGGAGAAGACAGUCACUUCCCUACGGAAACAGGUGAAUGCACUAGAGAGCCAGCUGAGGUGGCACCACAGGAACAUCAGCACACGUGGACAGGGCAAGAGGACUGGGGACAAAUGGAGAAAAAGAUGACCAUGUUGCCUCCUUGUAAAAGGUGCCCUGUGACCUGCACUCGUGCUCUCCACCAGCCAGUCCAGCCCACCCCAACAGGGCUCAGAGAGCCACCACGAGACCUCCCCGAUGCUGUGCCUGCUCUCACACCUCCUGUACCACUCCCUGUCCCAGGACCACUGUAGUUUUCCUGUACUGAACCCUCUGCACUGACUGUCUACGAGCCCCUCAGCCCCUGGACCCUUCCUGCCCUUGUCAGCCUCCCAGGGAUGGGCUCUGCCCUUGAUGGUGACAGCCCAGAGUCUGCCAAGGUGCCUCUUUCUUCCUCAGCAUCCAGGAAAUAGAGACAAAUUGAAGCUGCUUUAAUGCCACUGUUGUGCUUUGCUCCUCUUUCCACACACUGCUGUCAUCACCCACCAACCCUUGUCUGAGCUGUCCCGUGGACACCCAUCCAAAACAAUUCAUUUAGAGACUAAACCUAUCUCAAAUGCACUGUGCUUCCAGGAAACAUCUGGAGAAAUCAGCAAAGAAAAAGAAUAAAGGAACAUGAAGUCCAGAAGAAACCCCAGCCAUCUUCUGAUGCCAUCAAAAAGAGCAAGUGGAACCUCAGGGUUGGGUGUUUCAGCAUGGGGUGCCAGGCAUGGCAUGGCCACCCUCGAUCUCCAGCUGUGCUUUGCCAGUCCUUGGUGACAAGUGGCACAUCCCAUGACCCCAGAGUCACCUACCAUUCCUCAAAACCAUUUUCCUCAGCAUGACCUGCAUUACCCAACUUCCUGCCCCUUUAGGGGCUUAAUUGGAAUUAUGCUCUUCUUCCUUUUUUUUUUCCCCUCCAAAAAGGCUCUUUGCUGGAAGAUGUAUUUUGAGUGUAAACGUAACAGGACCUGGAACAGAACCCCAGCUAAUUAGGUGUAAUGGGCACUCUUUUUAGUGUAGGGGAGCUGCUGGUUUCUGUCAAUUAGGCUGGGAGGCCACGCUGUGGUGUUUGACAUGCGGGUGGAUGCAAAGUGCUGUUUGUUUUUGUGGCUCCCUGGUGCAGCCAAACCAGGGCUGUGCAGGCAGCUCUGCUGCUCAGGUCUGCUGGUUUCGGUGCUCUGUGGAGGUGCUCUUUCGUGGUGCUAGAACUGAAGUCCCUGUGUACCCACCACAACCCCAAAUCUGUGAGCAGAUUGGUUUUUAAUUCAUCCUUGUAAGUUGGUCACAGGGACUGAAGAGAAAGUACUUGAUCCCUUUGAUACCUGUGCCUUCCUUUAUCACUUUUCCUGCAUCCUCCCACUUUCUUUCCCACAGCACAAGGACCAGAAACUUUUAUGAACAUGCUUUUUCUUCUUCAUUAUUUUUUAGGUGUUUUAUAGUACCAAAAGGGAUUCAAAGCAGCAGGGAUGCUCCUGGAA
Messenger RNA from Cyanistes caeruleus (blue tit), 5694 nucleotides. Its product is annotated as peroxidasin homolog. The record is from RefSeq and is a predicted model, not a curated record. Gene Ontology annotation, molecular function: protein binding; heme binding; peroxidase activity. NCBI's taxonomy places the organism in Eukaryota, Metazoa, Chordata, Aves, Passeriformes, Paridae. Gene Ontology annotation, biological process: response to oxidative stress.